UAAUAAAUUAAAAAAAUAAAACAAAUUCAUUUUCUGCCCUCCUUCCUCGCUAAGAAAAGCACAUAUACAGAAACCAAACUCCCAAUUCCCAAAGCUCAAAAUCAAAAAACCUAAAUCAGAUCUAACAUUUUUUUAUCAAAAUUUACCGCAAAAGAUAUGGCUCUAGAAUGGGUAGUGCUAGGCUACACCGCCGGCGCUGAAGCCAUCAUGUUGCUCCUCCUCACAGUUCCAGGCCUCGACGGACUCCGCAAGGGCUUGAUCGCCGUCACACGUAACCUCCUCAAGCCCUUCAUGUCGGUGGUUCCUUUCUGCCUCUUCCUCCUCAUGGAUAUAUACUGGAAAUACGAGAUGCGUCCAACCUGUGACGCCGAUACCUGUACCCCUUCCGAAUAUCUCCGUCACCAGAAAUCCAUCAUGAAGAGCCAGCGCAACGCGCUUCUCAUCGCUGCCGCUCUUAUUUUGUACUGGCUUCUUUACUCUGUUACUAACCUUGUUGUUAAGAUCGAGCAGUUGAAUCAGCGAGUUGAGAGGCUUAAGAAUCGCGAUUGAGAUAAGUGCUGCGAAUUUUAGAUCUGUUGUAUUUGGGCUACUUCUUUUUCUUUUCUUUUUAAUAAUCUUUUUGUUUGAAUUUCAUCUCUGAUGUGUUUGGAUGAUUUGAGAGAUUUAUCUUGAAAGAAUUAUAUGUUGUUAUUAUUGGAUCUCUGUUAUUCAAUUUCGAUUUGAUUAAAAAAAAGUUGGGGUUUGGUUCAAGUUAUCGCUAUUGUUUCAAUAUUGACAACUGCUUUUGGAGUUGAAAUUUAGGAUCUAGUAUCCAAUUAGAACAAGUUGAUUAUCGUUUGGAACUUGGUUAUGCAAGGCAACAUGAUGAUCGAAUGGACAUAAUGGAAGCUGUGAUGUCCAGUGCCUCAAAUUGUAUACUUACCCUAUAGCUUUCUACAUUGGUACAGCGCCAUAUCAUUCUCUAGUAAAACGUUUGAAAUAUGGAUUUGAAACUAGGGCAAUAAUUUUUCUAUACCUACUCGAUGCUCUAGAAGGACGAUUGCCUUACGGUAACCAUUCAUUCUUGAACGCCAAUUUAGCUUCAAUUCUUUACUGGUAAGCUCGUUAUCUUUGGAGUUUUAAGCACUUGGAAGUUUGUGGGCGAACUAUUUUUUUUUUUUUUCAAUUUUUGAGUUCAUUACUAUAUUUAUCUUGGACCUUACGAUCAUCCCUUCAUGAAUCAUGAUGAGAUUUUAAUCAAAGAUUCUGUAGCUACUGACCCUGAUUGAACCUCAGUACUUCCAGGAAGGUGAGCUUACAGCUUGGGUGCUGAACCCUUUGGCCGAAGCUUUGAUUCCCUUUCUGAUGCCUCACUUAUUCUGGUAAAACUAUAAUUGAUCCCUUAAUAUAUGGAUGAGAUCAUUUUGACUGCCCAUGGUGCAAGAAGAUGUCGGAAUCUUGAACAGCAGCAUAAUGAUCGGUGGAAGAAGGAACAAAAUGUUUCCAGUGGCAAAACCGAUCGUCUCUCGGUUACUACUAGUAGCUUUGAUGGUUUGUUGUGUGUGUGGGGGGGGGGGAUAUGAAAUGAACUUAAAUUUGACAGUGAAGUUUGCGAGAACCUUGUGGAACACGGCAUAUGUUGGCAUGAAUUUCUCAACGAUUCUUUUCUGGGGGACCUUGGCUCCUCUUGUUCAUUUAAUAAGGUAGAAGGUGGCCAGUUUCAGAAGGACGUGACUUGGGCUUUGCGGAGACUGAAGUGUAAGUUGGAACUUCCGAUUCAAACUCCAAGCAAAGAACUCUUCCUUUUGGAAGUGAGAUUGAAGCACAUAUGUACACGGCCAUUGGAGGUCUCGACUUGAAUUUUGACAGUGUAGGGUUGGCUUAGAUGUAAAUUGUAAAUGAGUUAAAUUUUACUGGGAUGCGCAGUUCUUUACGUUUAUAUAUUCAAAUUCUUCUCUUUGGUUA
Messenger RNA from Gossypium arboreum, 1944 nucleotides. RefSeq lists its product as uncharacterized. The record is from RefSeq and is a predicted model, not a curated record. Gene Ontology annotation, cellular component: endoplasmic reticulum membrane; endoplasmic reticulum. Bases 157 to 549 code for a protein of 130 amino acids. NCBI's taxonomy places the organism in Eukaryota, Viridiplantae, Streptophyta, Magnoliopsida, Malvales, Malvaceae. Gene Ontology annotation, biological process: intracellular protein transport; endoplasmic reticulum to Golgi vesicle-mediated transport. The transcript has a single exon.